CACGUGUUGUUGUGGUCACGUGACUCCAUGGGUCGUGAUGGCGGUGUCCGUGGACAUCAGGCUCAAGAGAGCCAACAAAGUUUAUCACGAAGGGGAGGUUCUCAGCGGCGUCGUGGUGCUUCAGUCCAAAGAGCCCCUCCCUCACCACGGCAUCCUGCUGACUCUGGAGGGGCUGGUGAACCUGCAGCUCAGCUCCAAGAGCGUGGGCGUGUUUGAGGCCUUCUACAACUCUGUGAAGCCCAUCCCCCUCCUGAGCAGCAGUAUCGAGGUCUCUCGCUCGGGGAAGGUUCCUGCAGGACAGACCGAGGUCCCGUUUGAGUUUCCGCUGGAGGCCAAAGGCAACAAAGUCCUGUACGAGACCUACCACGGCGUCUUCGUCAACAUUCAGUACACGCUGCGCUGCGACGUCAAGCGCCCCCUGCUGGCCAAAGACCUGAGCCGCACCUGCGAGUUCAUCGUGCACGGACAGCCUCAGAAGGCCAAAGUGUCUCCGUCCCCCGUCUCGUUCAGCAUCAGCCCCGAGACUCUGCACAACAACCGAGAGAGGGCGUGUCUUCCUCAGUUCUGUGUCCGCGGGCGUCUGGACGCGUCCUGUUGUGUGGUCAGUGAGCCUCUGCGGGGGGAGGUGGUGGUGGAACAGUCCGACGUCCCCGUAAAGAGCAUCGAACUCCAACUGGUGCGAGUGGAGACGUGUGGCUGCGCCGAGGGCUACGCCAGAGACGCCACCGAGAUCCAGAACAUCCAGAUCGCGGAGGGCGACGUGUGCCACGGUCUGCCCAUCCCCAUCUACAUGGUGUUUCCCCGACUCUUCACCUGCCCCACCCUCGAGACGCCCAACUUCAAAGUGGAGUUUGAAGUGAACAUCGUGAUCGUGCUUCAGGACGACCACCUCAUCACGGAGAACUUCCCCCUGAAGCUGUGCAGAGUCUGAGCCCGGCUCUGCUCCUCAGAACAUUCCAGAAGGUCUGAGACGGAGGAAAACAAACCUCAACGCUGUGACACCAACAGAAGGAAGAAGGUUUAAGUUCCACAAACGUCUGACUGUCCACGUUUGUCACCGCUCAAAUCACCAGCUCUUUGGCUUUGUAAAGACCAGGAGGACCUUCAGGAGGACCUUCAGGAGGACCUUCAGGAGGACCUUCAGGAGGACCUUCAGGAGGACCUUCAGGAGGACCUUCAGACCUUUCCAGUGGAGAUGAAAAAAAAACCUUGAAGUGUUUAAAUGUUUUUUUAAUAGUGUAAAAUGUAAAAUCAUGAAACUUAAAAAUAAAGAAUGAACAAAGAGUUUCAUUGAUUCCACAAAA
This is a messenger RNA of Boleophthalmus pectinirostris (great blue-spotted mudskipper), 1304 nucleotides long. It is a transcript of the gene vps26c, whose product is annotated as VPS26 endosomal protein sorting factor C. NCBI's taxonomy places the organism in Eukaryota, Metazoa, Chordata, Actinopteri, Gobiiformes, Gobiidae. The record is from RefSeq and is a predicted model, not a curated record. Gene Ontology annotation, cellular component: endosome. The coding region runs from base 38 to 931 and encodes 297 amino acids. Gene Ontology annotation, biological process: intracellular protein transport. The transcript has 8 exons.